Molecule: messenger RNA, 1425 nt
Organism: Knipowitschia caucasica
Lineage: Eukaryota; Metazoa; Chordata; Actinopteri; Gobiiformes; Gobiidae
Source: the annotation of a GenBank genome assembly
AUGAAGAGCGGCCUCCUCUUCUUCAGCACUGACCUUGGAUCCACGUCGCUCAGCAGCAACGGAUUAGAAGAAUCUCCCUCCAACAACGGUUUGGAAUCAGACCUGGGCAAAGGAACGGCCUGGAGCGGUUUAGAAUCAGACCUGGGCAAUGGUACGGCCUGGAACGGUUUAGAAUCAGACGUGGGCAAUGGUACGGCCUGGAGCGGUUUAGAAUCAGACCUGGGCAAUGGUACGGCCUGGAACGGUUUAGAAUCAGACCUGGGCAAUGGUACGGCCUGGAGCGGUUUAGAAUCAGACCUGGGCAAUGGUGCGGCCUGGAACGGUUUAGAAUCAGACCUGUGCAAUGGUACGGCCUGGAACGGUUUAGAAUCAGACCUGGGCAAUGGUACGGCCUGGAACGGUUUAGAAUCAGACGUGGGCAAUGGUACGGCCUGGAACGGUUUAGAAUCAGACCUGGGCAAUGGUACGGCCUGGAACGGUAUAGAAUCAGACCUGGGCCAAGGUACGGCCUGGAGCGGUUUAGAAUCAGACCUGGGCAAUGGUACGGCCUGGAACGGUUUAGAAUCAGACCUGGGCAAUGGUACGGCCUGGAACGGUUUAGAAUCAGACCUGGGCAAUGGUACGGCCUGGAACGGUUUAGAAUCAGACCUGGGCAAUGGUACGGCCUGGAACGGUUUAGAAUCAGACCUGGGCAAUGGUACGGCCUGGAGCGGUUUAGAAUCAGACCUGGGCAAUGGUACGGCCUGGAACGGUUUAGAAUCAGACCUGGGCAAUGGUACGGCCUGGAACGGUUUAGAAUCAGACCUGGGCAAUGGUACGGCCUGGAACGGUUUAGAAUCAGACCUGGGCAAUGGUACGGCCUGGAACGGUUUAGAAUCAGACCUGGGCAAUGAUCAGUGGGAAGCUGGACUGUCCCAACGAGGCUCUGGACUGAGGAACCAGACAGUCCCCACUGACCGAGGUUCUGGACUGAGGAACCAGACAGUCCCCACUGACCGAGGCUCUGGACUGAGGAACCAGACAGUCCCCACUGACCGAGGUUCUGGACUGAGGAACCAGACACCCGAGUCUCAGCCCGAGUCUCAGCCCGAGUCUCAGCCCGAGUCUCAGCCCGAGUCUCAGCCCGAGUCUCAGCCCGAGUCUCAGCCCGAGUCUCAGCCCGAGUCUCAGCCCGAGUCUCCGCCCGAGUCUCAGAGUCUCAGCCCGAGUCUCAGCCCGAGUCUCAGCCCGAGUCUCAGCCCGAGUCUCAGCCCGAGUCUCAGCCCGAGUCUCCGCCCGAGUCUCAGAGUCUCAGCCCGGGUCUCAGCCCGAGUCUCAGCCCGAGUCUCAGCCCGAGUCUCAGCCCGAGUUUCCGAUUUGAAUCAGACCCAUCCCCAUUUUGCUGAGUUUCUGAGAUCCCAUGAGCGUGACAUUGGUCCUGUAUGA